This is a messenger RNA of Mugil cephalus (flathead mullet), 2884 nucleotides long. Its product is annotated as ankyrin repeat domain-containing protein SOWAHA-like. Lineage: Eukaryota; Metazoa; Chordata; Actinopteri; Mugiliformes; Mugilidae. The record is from RefSeq and is a predicted model, not a curated record. The transcript is spliced from 2 exons. The coding region runs from base 1532 to 2884 and encodes 450 amino acids.
GUAUUCCUGGGAAGAGUACGCAUGAAGCUGCCACAUCCUGACGCUUCCACGCCCGGGGGGCGAUGUUACCCACAAUCCCCGCACAAGGCUGAGUGCCUGCAGGCUGACUCAAGUCCUCUGCUGUGACUCAGUCACUCCCGUCGUUCCGUCUAGCAACCAGCCCCUGUUUUCACACAACAUGCGGUUGCGCGCCACGGUUGCACACGCAUGAGUCAUCAGUGGCGAAGGAGUGUCCACGGUUAGUCACACGUCAGUCUGAGGGAUGGCAAAGAAAUUACAAAAAAACCAAGAGGAAAAGACAACAAAUGAAUCAUUUCAAUAUUUUACACACACACAUAUGACACAUGUAAGCUCAGCAUGAAAGAAAGACAAAGUCUUGUAUUGGUGUAUCCAAAAAUCCUGAAACAAGUGCACCUGGACUAAAUUAUACAAUUUAAGCCAACUGCGAUGGCAAAAAAAAAGAAAAGAAAAUGAAGAAAUGUAACAUUUUUUUCUUUUUUAAUUUCAGAUUUUAUAUUUAUUAUAUAUUUUAUAAUCUUUCGUUUGUAAAGCCCAGAUUCUUCUGACGUAACAGAAAAAUCUGUACAUGGCAACACUAUAAAUUACUUGUGUAUCGUUGUUGUGUAAUUUUAUCACUAAAACAUUUUGUUAUUGCAUUAUUUAUUUUUACCUCUUGAGUAGAGAGAAAAUAAUACAUAUAGAUAUAUUAAAUACAAUCUCAGGAUCUCGAUCUCAAACUUGUACAGACUAAUAACUUUCUUUUUUACCUAUCUAAGACUUGGGGGAAAUAUAUAUAUAUUAUUAUUAUUAAUAUUAUUUUUUUGACCAAUAAAUAAAUAUUUUUUUGUAAUUCCCUUAUUUAUUUUAACAGAACUCACAUUUUCAAUGUACUUAGUCUCACCAAUAGCUUGCACCAAUGUAUAUUGUACAUACAAGUUUUUAACGAACAGACCUUAAGAGAUUUCUCCUUGUUUCUCUGUUCUGCAACAGGUGGCAUCGGUAUAGAGGUGGUAAUGCCACCGUUUCGGUAAAUACCACUUUACAGAAACAAACAAACACAAUCAAACACACACACAAAAAAACGUAUUAUCUAUUAUUCAUACUGAAGUUUUAAAUCUGUAAAAUCAGAAAAAAAAUAUUUAAAUGUUUGUACAAUAACUGUGUUUUUUCUUUAUUUAAUAUCUCGAAACCCCUCCACAGGCGAAAUGGCACAGUCCGAAGUGCCACUUUCCAGCACUCGGUUGCUAGGAGGCGGAGAACGCUUGAAAGCUAGAAAUAAAACGCAGGGAAAACUCUCCAUCACACUUGCCCUGGAAUUGACAGUGAUAACAUGUCUACUUUCAAUAUUUCUGUACCGCAGAGAUUUUUUUUUUUAAUUUUUUUUUCACCCCCUAGAGGAUUUUCUGUUACGGGACGGUACAGCAGGAAAGCAUGGAUCUGCUUACUAAUGUUUUGAGUAUAAACCGUUAACUCCAGAUACACACACACACACACAAAAAAACAAAAAACAAAGAACGUGGUUGUAUCAACAAUGUCCACCGAGUGCAACGAAGAGACGAUACUGGGCUUUUUGAAGGAGAGAGGAGGCAAGGUGAAGAACGCGGACUUGGCAGAGUAUUUUAAAAGCGUUUUCCCGGAGGACCCGCCGGACGGGAGGGCGGCUGCUCGGGAGAAAUUUAAAAACUGCGUCGACGCCGUUGCUUUCGUGAAAAGUGAGAACGGGGUCAAAUACGUCUGCCUGAAGAAAAAGUUCCGCGCUCCGUCGAGUGGCGCGUCGGGUGUCGGAAGGGAGAGAGAGUCGCUUGAAAUCCGCUCCACCUGUUCGGACCCCGUGGCCGGCUGCGCCGAUGACGCAGUGGCAGCUGGGGAACCGUACCUGUCUCGCGCUGCAGGUUCACGAGCGCCUGGCUCAGGUUACGGAAAUGACACGCGGGGAGUUCCGCAUUACAUCGCCUCUGAAAACACUUUUCCGGAAAAAACUGAGCAGAAAAUUAAGUGUCAUGAGUUUGUCUGCGUAGUGGAUGAAGUUGACGGCAGCUCAGGUGAGAUGGGGAACAGGGGGAGCUUUAGUCGAGAGGGGAGGGUCUCCAAGAAGGAGCAGGAUGGGAAAGUCAUCGACAUACCAACAAUUGCAGUGAUUGAAGCUUCCCCACUUCCUGCAGAAGAGUCUGCGUUCACCCUGCCUGGGCCUGCACAAACUGGUACUACAGGAAAGGUAGACGGAGCCACUCCUGGACUCGACGGCACAGGCAGACAAGCGGAGACUCAUACGUUUUCUGCGGAAGGCCCUAAAGAAGCAGAGGAUCUGAAUGUGACCAGAUGUCAGAACCCCGAAGGUCCCCAAGGUGGAUUUGCAUCCGGACAGGUGGAAUCGGACGACGGGGAGGACGAGAGACAGCUGGAUGCGUGCAGUUUGUCUGGGAGCGAAGGCACCCCGAAAGGCAGCCGGAAACACUUCCUGGAGCUCAUGAUCAACAGUUCCCCCCAGCUGAGGCGCAGCGUGGCGUUGCGCAACUCCGUUUACCUCUCCUCCCGGUACGACAGCGACUCCUCCAGCCUGGACGAAGACAGGGCGCACGUGACCCUGGAUCCCGUGGAGCACGAGUGGAUGAUGUGUGCCUCCGACGGGGAGUGGGGCAGCCUGCGCAACCUCCUUGACACGGAGCCAGGUCUCGUCCUCAAGAAGGAUUUCAUCACUGGAUUCACCUGUCUGCACUGGGCCGCCAAGCACGGCAAGCCUGAGCUGAUAGCCCUGAUCAUUAACUUUGCCAAGCAGCACGACAUCCCCAUCAGCGUCGAUGUCCGGUCCAGCGCCGGCUACACGAAGAGGAUUGCUAAAAAGCUGCUCAACAUCACGUUCUACAAGUCGACAGAAAGUAUCUAA